AAUACGGUUGGACUCCGAUGGAAGCCGUGGGGUAUGUCAAGGAGAAGAGAAAAAUUGCCAAUCCGAAUUUUGGAUUUGUAAAGCAGCUCUAUGAGUAUGGACGGGAAGCACUAGGUAAAAGAGGGCUUAUCGAAGGGAUGUAGGUUGGAGACGAACGAAACGGAGCAAAAAGGCCUCACGGAUGGUCCUAUCGGCGGUGGAAAGACACCGCAUAAAUAUUCGUCCAGUCGUACGACCUUCAGCUAUUCGUGCUGAGACGCAUGCUCAGCAAGGAUAAGCGACGGUCCAUGCGGCUGGUCGGUCCACUUGUUCUUCGAAAGCAUGGGCACCAAACAAUUCCAACUCCCACUCAAAUUUUUAAAUCUUGUCGUACAAAUAUUACACGUUGUUUGAUGACGCUAUGGGUCCGACAAAUUCCUGUCUCUCUACUCUCUGACCUUUGUAUGAACGUAUUUCUCUCUUCUUCGACGUUCGUUUAUUGUUCAUCUAACUUCAUAAUUUUUCCUUAUCAUUAUCCUAUAUUCCAUAUAGUUCAAUGUACGUCCGAGCCAAAUCCAUCUUUCCAUUGCAUAUGUGUUUCUCUUUAUUCUAUCUUUCCAUCCGCUUACGCAGUGUACAUAGUAACAUGCAUAUCCAUAUCACAUUCAUUGUUCAUACGUUUACAUGUACUUCUACCACUCCCUCGAUAUUCUAUACGAGCUUACUGUAUGAUUCAAUUUCACGUUUCGUCUGGCAUUCAAUGACAGUUCUGUAAGUACUUACCGUUGCAUGGUUUCCCCAGGCUCUUGUCAUUUGGGGGAAAUACGGCGGGUGCCAGUGUAUGUAAUUUA
This is a messenger RNA of Lentinula edodes (shiitake mushroom), 830 nucleotides long. RefSeq lists its product as uncharacterized. The transcript has a single exon. The coding region runs from base 261 to 743 and encodes 160 amino acids. The record is from RefSeq and is a predicted model, not a curated record. Lineage: Eukaryota; Fungi; Basidiomycota; Agaricomycetes; Agaricales; Omphalotaceae.